This is a messenger RNA of Aureobasidium musti, 1653 nucleotides long. The record is from the annotation of a GenBank genome assembly. Lineage: Eukaryota; Fungi; Ascomycota; Dothideomycetes; Dothideales; Saccotheciaceae.
AUGCGUUUGUUGACCUCACUAUCCGUGGGUGUUGCUUUGGUCGGCGCUGUUGCUGGCUUGGUGACCCCCUACACGAACACUUCUACUGGUCUCGGAGACUUCCCUUCGCUCAUCAAUGUUACCACGGAGGACCUUGCCACUGGUCUNGAGGCAGGACGCUUCACCAGUGUUGACCUGGUGAAGGCAUAUUCUGCUAGAAUCAUGGAGGUUAACAGCACUCUUCGCAUGGUUACCGAAAUCAACCCUGAUGCUCUUGCAAUUGCUGCAGAGUUGGAUGCUAUGCGAGCAAAUGGUACCAUUUUGGGACCUCUUCAUGGCUUGCCUAUUCUCAUCAAGAACAACAUUGCUACUGCCGAUCAGAUGAAUAACACUGCUGGAUCUUUCGCUCUGCUCGGCGCAAGGGUUCCUCGUGAUUCCACUCUGGCUGCAAAGCUGAGAAAAGCUGGUGCCAUCAUCCUCGGCAAGACCAACCUCUCGCAGUGGGCUAAUUACCGCUCAAACAACAGCACCAAUGGCUGGUCUGCGUAUGGCGGACAGACUGAAGCUGCUUAUUACCCUCACCAAGACCCCAGUGGUUCUUCCAGUGGUUCGGGUGUUUCUUCCUCACUUGGCCUUGCUCUCUCUGCUCUUGGCUCCGAGCUANNGACUUCUGGUUCUAUUCUUUCUCCUUCGGACGUCAACAACCUUGUCGGCAUCAAGCCUACUGUUGGUCUUACUAGCAGGUACCUGGUAAUUCCCAUCUCCGAGCAUCAGGAUACCGUUGGCCCAAUGGCAAGAACUGUCAAGGACGCAGCCUACCUUCUUCAAGCAAUUGCCGGCGUCGACCCUAAUGACAACUACACUUCAGCUAUCCCUAACAACGGCAGCCUUCCUGACUAUGUAGGAGCCUGUGACUACUCCGCCCUAGCAGGAAAGCGCAUCGGUGUAGCUUGGAACGUCAUCGACAUCUACGGCCCCAUCGACGAACCAGUCAUGACCGCCUUCCUAGACUCCAUCGCCUUGAUUGAGAAAGCAGGCGCCACCAUCGUCGACGCAAACUUUACAGCAUUCCCUCAAUACGUAAACGACAACAACGAAACCCUAGUCCUCAACGCCGACUUUUUGACAAACCUGCACACUUAUCUCUCCGAGUUGUCUUACAACCCCAACAAUGUCACCGAUCUUGCAGACGUCAGAAACUUCACUCAUGCGUUUGCUCAGGAGGAUUGGCCAGAUCGCGAUACAGCGGUUUGGGAUGAUGCACUGUUUAACCAAGGCUGGAAUAAUAGUGACCCACGCUUCUGGGCUGCGUACCAAGCGAAUCUUUACUACGGCGGUGAAGGCGGUAUCCUCGGUGCUCUCUCUCGCAACAAUGUUUCUGCUGUUCUGUUGCCUACCCAACUCUCUCCUGGUAUUCCUGCUUUGGUGGGCAGUCCCGUUGUCACUGUGCCCAUGGGCUUUUACCCUGCAGAUUGGAAUGUCACGUACAAUGCUAGAAAGACUUUGGUCGAGACGGGUCCUAAGGUACCGUUUGGUCUGUCGUUUAUGGGAGAUAAGUUCUCGGAGGCUGAGUUGAUUGGUUUGGCGUAUGCUUAUGAGCAGAGGACUAUGCACAGAGAUGAUGUGCAGCCAUACAUCAUUCCUAACAUCGAAUUGGGAGAUUUCGUCAAAUAA